Molecule: messenger RNA, 1947 nt
Organism: Ornithorhynchus anatinus (platypus)
Lineage: Eukaryota; Metazoa; Chordata; Mammalia; Monotremata; Ornithorhynchidae
Gene: SIAH2
Product: siah E3 ubiquitin protein ligase 2
Exons: 2
Coding region: 109-1074 (321 amino acids)
Biological process (GO): proteasome-mediated ubiquitin-dependent protein catabolic process; multicellular organism development
Cellular component (GO): cytoplasm
Molecular function (GO): ubiquitin conjugating enzyme binding; zinc ion binding; ubiquitin protein ligase activity
Source: RefSeq, a predicted model, not a curated record
UGCCACCGUCGCCCAUCUCCCGGCCGAGCCCUGCCCUCCGCCGGGCCCAGCCCGGGAGGGGGGUCCCUCCGCCCGGUGGCCGCGGCCCGAUGGUGGGCUCCGAGCGCGAUGAGCCGCCCGUCCUCCGCCGGCCCCCCUGCCAGCAAACCCUGUGCUAAGCAGCAGCAGCAGCAGCUGCAGCAGCUGCAGCAGCAGCAGCAGCAGCAGCAUCCUCUGCAGCAGCCCGGCCCGGCCCCCGCCACCCUCUCGGCCGCUGGCAGCUCCUCGUCGUCGGGCCCCGGGGGUGGCGGAGGCCCGGCCUCGCCGCAGCACCACGAGCUCACCUCCCUCUUCGAGUGCCCCGUCUGCUUCGACUACGUCCUGCCCCCCAUCCUGCAGUGCCAGGCCGGACACCUGGUCUGUAACCCAUGCCGCCAGAAGCUGAGCUGCUGCCCGACGUGCCGGGGCGCCCUGACCCCCAGCAUCAGGAACCUGGCCAUGGAGAAGGUGGCCUCGGCCGUCCUCUUUCCCUGCAAGUAUGCCACCACAGGCUGCUCCUUGACUCUUCACCACACGGAAAAGCCGGACCACGAAGACAUCUGUGAAUACCGCCCCUACUCUUGCCCAUGCCCCGGUGCCUCCUGCAAGUGGCAGGGAUCCCUGGAAGCCGUCAUGUCCCACCUCAUGCACGCCCAUAAGAGCAUCACCACCCUUCAGGGAGAAGACAUCGUCUUCCUGGCCACGGACAUUAACCUGCCAGGCGCGGUCGACUGGGUGAUGAUGCAGUCCUGCUUCGGCCACCAUUUCAUGCUGGUUUUGGAGAAGCAAGAGAAGUACGAGGGCCACCAGCAGUUCUUUGCCAUCGUGCUGCUCAUCGGCACCCGCAAGCAGGCCGAGAACUUUGCCUACAGGCUCGAGCUCAACGGGAACCGGCGGCGGCUGACGUGGGAGGCCACACCCCGCUCCAUUCACGACGGCGUGGCCUCCGCCAUCAUGAACAGUGACUGCCUCGUCUUUGAUACAGCUAUAGCCCACCUCUUCGCGGAUAACGGCAACCUGGGGAUCAAUGUGACCAUUUCCACCUGCUGCCCGUGACGCGCCUGUGGAGGGAAGGAGCCCAAGGGUUCUUGGGGCCUAGCGGUUCUUGUCCUGUAUUAGGCGUUUUUCAGAAAUGCAGCAGGGCCCGGCUAGGCCUUCCCCUGUUGGAAUCUGUCAUUAGCCGACGUUUCCUGACGGUCCCCUCCCCUCUUUGAUUUGGUCAACAAGUCAAGCCUCUCUGGCAGCGUGAGAAUGAGGGGUUUUGGCCUGGUAACGUUGUGACGGGAGUUUGUCUAACCUUCCCUUAAAAUCUCCGGCUUCUGGGGCAGCUGCCCGCCUCUGUCAGAGCCUGAGGCCUGCACUAGAGGAGACCCCGAAAGAACCUCUGAGGGUGUGAGCCAGCAGGGGCUGGGGUGGGAGGGGAGAGGGUCUCCGGGCUCCUCCCUGACUCCAGCGGCUACUUCAGUCGUUGUCAGGGGAGGUUUAUCGGCUUUAACCUUCAUUCAAAACCAAGCCGUUCGAGAUGAGAGGGGCGGAGGGGAGUGUCGCAAUUUAGGGAUUUUACAGAAGGGGCCAGAUCUCUGCGCUGAGGGCCUCUGGGUACUUUGAUGAGAAUCCUCUUCUGAUCUGAGCCACUUAGCCAAUGAAAAUCAACAACUUUCAGGUCACCUUUCUGUAAGGUGGGCAAUGAGGCGGCUCGGAGAGCAAGAGGUGUAUGUCCAACAGAGUUCUCCAUGGGUUGGAAUCUGAUCAUAUGCUAGGUUAGGCGGGUUUGUUUACACGUGGCUUCCCCUGGAGACACACUUGACUAUCGAUAUCGUCAAAGAUUAAUAUAGUGGAAAAAGCUUUAUGGCCAAUGUCCUGUUCUUGCUAUUUAAGUUUUGUUGCCAUAUUCACUUUAGUUUUCUAAUAAAUAUUUUGCAAAAAGCA